AUGGGGUACCUUGCACCGGAACUUAUAUGCACCGGGAAGGCAACACCCUUAACCGAUGUGUUCGCAUUUGGUGUGUUUCUCCUUGAGGUCGCAUGUGGGCGUAGGCCAAUCAACAGUAGCAAGGAUAUCACAGAGUUAGUGUUGGUUGAAUGGGUGCUAGAACAUCACUGCAACGGCUCAAUUCUUGACGUGGUCGAUCCACGUCUCAUGGGGAAUUUCAACACAGAGGAAGCCACCCUCCUGCUCAAAUUAGGUUUGUUAUGCUCUUACCCAUCUGCCAAUGCAAGGCCUAGCAUGCGAAAAGUCAUGCAAUAUUUGGAUCAUGACCAGUCAAUCCCUGACCUGGCUGCAACCUACAUGAGUUACGGCACAAUAGCAAUGAUGGAGAAUGAAGGGUUCAAUUCGUACAUGAUGUCCUGCCCUUCAUUGAAUACGAGUAUUUGUGUUGUAUCUAGUGAGUCUUCGGUGUCGAUUUUUGAAGAGGGAAGGCGAAUGCUUGUAAUGUACUCCUCUUUUUUUGUUCUUCUCUUAAUGUUCCUUUAA
This is a messenger RNA of Triticum turgidum subsp. durum (durum wheat), 543 nucleotides long. Lineage: Eukaryota; Viridiplantae; Streptophyta; Magnoliopsida; Poales; Poaceae. The record is from the annotation of a GenBank genome assembly.